UCAAUCUGCAUUCAGUACCAAUCGGGUCGGUUUAGUUGAACGGUCGGUGCUCAAUACAUUAAACUGCUAACGGGCGUAUUGGGGAGUAUAUCGCAAAAUCCUGUAGAGAACAUCCUUGGUGCAAUUUCAGUAGAAAAUAAAGUAAUUGAGGAAACAAAAAAAAAAACAAAAAAUGGUUAUAGAAACGUGGAAAGAGUCGGGCAUUGCUACGAAGUUCCCCACUUAUCGGAAUGACAAGUUGAUAACAACGAAAAGCUGGCUCUUAGGCAAACAACUGGACGAUGAAGCUGAGGGCUUAUGGCGAAUUUAUGAUGGCAUCUACGACUUCACGGAUUUCAUUAACAAACAUCCAGGUGGCCAGUUUUGGCUAAUCGAAUCGAGGGGCACCGAUAUCACCGAAGCAUUUGAGGCACAUCACAUCGCCGCAGGACCGCAUAAAAUGCUCGAUAAAUACAAAGUUCGUGAUGCUAAAAACCCGCGCAUUUACACGCUCACCAUGCACGAAGAUGGCUUCUAUAAGACGUUGCGUGGACGAGUGCGCGAGAAGCUGAAAACUAUUGAUAAAACACCGAAAGCGAAGAGUGAUCUCAUACACACCUCUUUGUUGGUGUCCAUCUUCAUAUUCGCCAUUCUCAGCGCCCGCUUAAAGAGUUUGCUCUUCCUUGCGCUAGCCGGCACCGCACUCUGCUGGACCACCAUUGUGGCGCACAACUACUUUCACAGGCGUGACAAUUGGCGUAUGUACACCUUCAAUCUGAGUAUGUUCAACUUCUGCUCAUGGCGUAUCUCACAUGCGCUGUCGCAUCACAUAUAUCCGAAUUCGUUUCUCGACUUGGAGUUGUCCAUGUUUGAGCCGUUCGUUUGUUGGGUACCCAAUCCGUAUCUGAAGAGCAAACUCAUGCGUUAUGUCUCAAUAGCCACAGAGCCAAUAACUUACUGCAUUGCUUUUCCGCUGCAGUUGACGACCAGAAUCAUUUACUCGCUGCGUCAAAGCAAUAUCUUGUACUGGCACGACAUUCUGCCACUCAGCAUACCGCUUGCCAUUUUCCUCCUCUCUGAUCUUUCGCUACUUUUAUCACUGCGCCAAUGGCUAUUCAUCACUAUGAUUGCAAGUUUUGCCUUCUGUGUGAUUGGCUUGAAUGCUGCGCAUCAUGAUCCAGAGAUCUAUCAUGAAGGCGAUGCUAAUCGAGAGGAUCGUGAUUGGGGACUCUUCCAAGUGGAUACGAUUAUCGAUCGUGGCGAUUUGAAACAUUCACAGUUCUUGGUGCUAACUCAUUUCGGCGAUCAUAUUUUGCAUCAUUUGUUCCCUACUCUGGAUCACGGCAUCCUGCCCCAACUCUACCCGAUACUCUAUGAGACUUUGGAAGAAUUUAAGGGAAAACUGCGUGAAUGCAAUCAUUUGGAACAUAUACUCGGCCAACAUAAGCAAUUGUUGCGCACCAAACCGAAUACGAAACCACCAGGUUCUCAUAAUUAAAAAAAAAGAAAAAACAUUUUUAAAAAAGUUUAGAAAGACUUAGAGUAGACUAUUCUGUGUAUAUAAAUAACCUUUUGAUUGUUUUAAAAUAUUUUAUAAGUUUCGCACUAUUAUUUUUUAUUAUUUCUAAAAGAAUCCAGUUCACAAUUUUAAUGAAUGCUGAUUUCUGCAUUUAAGUAUAAAGUCUGUAA
This is a messenger RNA of Anastrepha obliqua, 1668 nucleotides long. RefSeq names its product cytochrome b5-related protein. Gene Ontology annotation, cellular component: mitochondrion. Gene Ontology annotation, biological process: lipid metabolic process. The record is from RefSeq and is a predicted model, not a curated record. The transcript is spliced from 5 exons. Bases 173 to 1477 code for a protein of 434 amino acids. Gene Ontology annotation, molecular function: heme binding. Lineage: Eukaryota; Metazoa; Arthropoda; Insecta; Diptera; Tephritidae.